Messenger RNA from Lactuca saligna, 489 nucleotides. NCBI's taxonomy places the organism in Eukaryota, Viridiplantae, Streptophyta, Magnoliopsida, Asterales, Asteraceae. The record is from the annotation of a GenBank genome assembly.
AUGGGAGAAUUUCGGAAGAUUAGAGCUCCUAUUUUCGAAGGGGAAGACGCGUUUGGAUGGAUUUAUAUGGUGGAGCAUUUCUUUGAGAUCCAAGACAUUGGAGUACGUGAUCGUUUGAAGGCAGCAACGAUUUGCUUGGACGGCAAGGCGCUGGCUUGGUUUGCUUGGAGUCAAGCAAGGGACCCAUUCCGCUCUUGGGAGGAUUUAAAAGAAUGGUUGUUGGAGCGAUUCCAGUUAACAGGUGAAGGCAAUAUCUAUCAUCAGUUUCUCACCAUCCGACAAGAAGGAACUGUACGUGACUACGUAAGCAAUUUUGAGAGACUGUCAUCAGCAAACUUGGCCAGAGCCAUGACUCUUGCUGUUAUGAUAGAUGAAAACAAGUUCAGUAUUGGCACACCCAAGACUAGUGGAGGGGUAAUUCGGUCCAACAACAGUGGGUCUAGUCGACCAGGUGGAGCUUUUACCAACAUGGGUUGUAUCAUCAUCUAG